Acanthopagrus latus (yellowfin seabream) is the source of this 4550-nucleotide messenger RNA. RefSeq names its product UDP-N-acetyl-alpha-D-galactosamine:polypeptide N-acetylgalactosaminyltransferase 1 (gene galnt1). The transcript is spliced from 15 exons. The record is from RefSeq and is a predicted model, not a curated record. NCBI's taxonomy places the organism in Eukaryota, Metazoa, Chordata, Actinopteri, Spariformes, Sparidae. Bases 790 to 2463 code for a protein of 557 amino acids. Gene Ontology annotation, cellular component: Golgi apparatus.
GCCUCUGUUUGCUCCGCACAUCAGCAGCCAGGCUCCUCUCCCCCCUCUCUCUCCCUCUCCCUCCCUCCCUCUCUCUCUCAGUGAGACAGAGCCAGGCCAGCAGGCAGCGGCAGCGCGUCCGCCCGGAGAGAGAGAGAGAGAGAGAGAGCCCACACCGCAUAGCUGCACUGCCGACCGAGCAGCAGUCAUCAUACUCGCUCCCCUCUCUGACGGAUGUCUCCGCUCUUACCGCAUCCUUUUGACACCGGACUGCUGCGCUGUCGUAGCCGCGUUUAACGGAAGAACACCACAUCCCCUGUGUGUAUGUGUGUGGGUUUUUUUGUUUUUAUUUUUUUUUUAUUUAAUUCAGGGGACUGGUUUGUCUCGACGACACAGGGAGGACCACAGUCCCUCCCCCCCUUCACCCCCUAUUUCCAUCGUUAGCUCGCUAAGCUAGCUAGCCCGCUAACUUAGCUGUGAUACUUUGUAUCGCAUCGGCGUCAGUUUUCUGCCUCGUAGCUAGCCUGCGGUCUCCUGCGGGUCUAGCAGGGGAUUGAGCCGCUUCGUCACUCAAGGAGCAUGUUUGAGUGACGACCAAACGAGGACGUGGGAUCUCUGACGCUCCGCCCCCACUGCUGGUGGAGCCCCCUGCACAUCUGACCAGAGACCCCUUUAGUUGUUUGGAGAGAUCCAUGGACAGGGAUAGGGAUGGCCUUGCUUUUGGUCUCUGAUGCAUUGCAGGUGUUUCUUAAAAACUGGGCCCCACUUGUUGAGUUGUGCUACUGAGGCACAUUCUUCUACCUCUUACAGAUGAGGAGGUUUGCCUACUGUAAGGUGGUUUUGGCCACCUCUCUGGUGUGGGUGAUGCUGGACAUGUUCAUUCUGCUCUACUUCAGUGAGUGCAACAAGUGUGACGAUAAAAAGGAAAGAGGACUACCUGGGAGAGAUGAUGCCCUGUCCAGGCCGCGGGACGGGCCUGGUGAAGGGGGGAAGCCUGUGGUGAUCCCGAAGGAGAACCAGGAGAAGAUGAAGGAGAUGUUUAAGAUCAACCAGUUCAACCUCAUGGCCUCUGAGAUGAUUGCUCUCAAUCGGUCACUACCUGACGUCCGCCUGGAAGGGUGCAAGAACAAGUUAUACCCAGAUAACCUUCCUCGUACCAGCGUGGUGAUUGUAUUUCACAAUGAGGCGUGGAGCACACUGUUGCGAACGGUCCACUCCGUCAUCGACCGCUCUCCACACACACUGCUGGAGGAGAUUGUACUGGUGGACGAUGCCAGUGAGCGAGAUUUCCUUAAGCGGCCACUGGAGCAGUACGUCAGAAGGCUGGAAGUCCCUGUCCGAGUGGUGAGGAUGGAGCAGCGGUCUGGACUCAUCCGCGCUCGCCUCAAGGGAGCAUCCCUCUCUACUGGCCAGGUCAUCACCUUUCUGGAUGCUCAUUGCGAAUGCACAACUGGGUGGCUGGAGCCGCUUCUUGCCCGCAUCAAGCAAGACAAGAGAACGGUUGUGUGCCCCAUCAUUGAUGUGAUCAGCGAUGAUACCUUCGAGUACAUGGCGGGAUCCGACAUGACGUAUGGCGGCUUCAACUGGAAGCUCAACUUCCGUUGGUACCCUGUGCCCCAGAGAGAGAUGGACCGCCGCAAAGGAGACCGUACGCUGCCCGUCAGGACUCCCACCAUGGCAGGCGGCUUGUUCUCCAUAGACAGAGAUUAUUUCCAGGAGAUCGGCACAUAUGACGCAGGCAUGGACAUCUGGGGUGGAGAGAACCUGGAAAUCUCUUUCAGAAUUUGGCAGUGCGGUGGGACGCUGGAGAUCGUCACAUGUUCACACGUGGGUCAUGUGUUCAGAAAGGCUACACCCUACACGUUUCCCGGAGGAACAGGACAGAUCAUCAACAAAAAUAACCGGCGCCUGGCCGAAGUCUGGAUGGAUGAAUUUAAAAACUUCUUCUAUAUCAUCUCUCCUGGUGUGACCAAAGUGGACUACGGUGACAUCACGUCUCGCUCGGCUCUGAGACAAAAGCUUCAAUGUAAACCUUUCAGUUGGUACUUGGAGAAUGUCUACCCUGACUCCCAGAUCCCCAGGCACUAUUACUCCCUGGGAGAGAUCCGUAAUGUUGAAACCAACCAGUGCCUGGACAACAUGGCUCGCAAGGAGAAUGAGAAAGUCGGCAUUUUCAACUGCCACGGCAUGGGAGGCAACCAGGUUUUCUCCUACACAGCCAAUAAGGAGAUCAGGACAGACGACUUGUGUCUAGAUGUGUCCAAGUUAAAUGGACCCGUCAUGAUGCUCAAGUGUCAUCACCUCAAAGGCAACCAGCUGUGGGAGUACGACCCCGUGAAGCUGACCCUGAUCCACGUCAACAGUAACCAGUGUCUGGACAAGGCCAGCGAGGAGGACAGCCAGGUGCCCAGCGUCAGAGACUGCUCACACACACGCUCCCAACAGUGGCUACUCCGCAACGUCACACUACCAGAGGUCUUCUGACCACACUCCGCAUACUUGCAAACACACACACUCACACACACAGUGGCCCAGAGCGAGCAAUCGGAGGAACGGAGAGCGUUUGUUAUAAUUGGGCACAAGGAAAGGAAAGACUUCCCAUGAGGGGAUUCGGGAAGAGAGGAAGGACGUAUUGGACGGUACUACCUCUGCCGGAGGUCAGAGGGAGGAGUGUGUUUGACUCAAGGAAAGACUCCCUCUCGGAGACGAUGGCUGACGUUUUUGUUUUUAUUGUUUUUAAAGAGAUUCUAACGGAGAGAGGAGAGAGACUCGCUCCUGGGCGUGGAUAUGAGACUGACUGGUUCUGCACUCACGGCUUCCCUGGACAAAGCAGUCCACCCCUCAACUCAUCACUUAACGUUUACUGACCGACUCUUACGUGUGUGUGUGUGUGUGUGUGUGUGUGUGUGUGUGUGUGUGUGUCUGUGUGUAAUGUACUGAGAUGAAUGUAUGCUUUGAGAAGGGAGCUGAAUUCCUUUUUGUUUGUUUUUUUUCCUUUUUUUAUUUAAUUUUGUAAUGGAUUUUGAAAUUAACUCUGGUGAACUCUAUGAAGAAGGAUGCCUGUGUGAGCGAGUGUGUCACGCGUGAAUGUGUCAUGUGUGAGUCUGUUAGAGCCCCUCCUACAGUCUUGCAGCAGUGUGUGUCUCCCUCUGGUGUUACUCCUCGGCAUUUCACCCUACAGACUUCUCGCUGAGGGAUUUCCAGAGGGCCGCACAUAGAAAAAAAAAAACACGAGAGGACCGAACACGAGGACCUGACGUCUGCCCUUGGCAGAGAUCUAGAAGAUAGAGAAAUAUGAUGUUUGUGAUAUCUUGAGAUUUCUAUGUCCAGUUUUUACAUGGUUUCGUCUGUUUCUACAGUCCUGUGAGAGUGCCACAGAGCAGUAACCCUAGUCUGUCUGUCUGUCUCUGUUGUCUUUAAAGGUGUUUAACAUGCAUACAGUAGAGCUAACACACACACACACACACACAGCAGACUCUGCAUAUGUAACUGAUGUUCACUGCCUAAGGUAGUGUUAAACUAUAGGGAACUCUCCCGCAAGACACUACACACACACACACACACACACACACACACACACACACACACACACAGUCUGUAUACAUAUAGGAAAAGGAAACUUAAAUCCAUUUUCUCAUAUCUUCCUCUCAAUGACCUCUUAAAAAAAAAAAGUACACUCCAAGGGCUUCUUUCCUCCAGUGGAGUGUGUGGAUGGAUGUGUGGGUGUGUGUGCGUGUCUUCAGUACUAAUCCCAGUUAUGAACAAACAGCUCUCAGAUUGCCUCGCUGUUGGACAACCAAGAGCCCAUAGCGUAGACUGACGGCAGAUCAGCACAUCACUGCGUCCGUUGGACAAAAGAGCGAAACGCUGCUUUUAUUUUCUAAACAGAGCAGACUGUCCGCGCUCUCCCAGGGACAUUUAUCUACAGUAGGGAAAAAUAAAGCCUGGAGAGCGGCUGUAAGGAUAUCAAAGAGAAGUCACCAAGGUGUGUUAGGAGCGUAAAUCAGGGACAGGAUGAUAAUUGUGAAGAGCUGAAGGGAGUGGAGAGUUGAACUGUGGAUCACAGCAGAGCAUAUCUUAAUCCAUAAUGACAUAUCUCACUUUGAAAGCUCACCUGCAGUAGUUCACUAUUCAUAUCACAGUGAGGCAGACAGCUGAGCAGUUCCAUCGGCGUGUCACUCUCAUUCCAACCAUCAUGCUCUCUCUAUUCUCCCUCUUUUUUUUUUUUUUUAAUUUUCUAUCACUCCUGCGGCUGCAAGUCAGAGCAGGAGAGGUGAGUUUCAUAAAGGUUUUAACCAUUUGGGCUUCCUCCAGUGGAGGAGGGGUUUACACAUAGGACACCAGCUCGUCUUUGUUGUGGACAUGGAGGCGAGAGGAGGCUGUUGACUGAUUUCAUGUCUGAGCGAGUGACUGUGUGCUGAAGAUGUGAACGUUUCUUUUCCGACCGCGAGACAAAGGGCAGGGUAACGACUGUUCAGGUGGUGGGUUUGAAGAUAACCGACAUGUCCAGGCUUCCACACUGAGCUGAUCCAAAUGUAGAAAAUAAAGGCGAAAAAGUUUACAGAACGAUA